Messenger RNA from Haliotis rubra (blacklip abalone), 1684 nucleotides. RefSeq lists its product as uncharacterized. Lineage: Eukaryota; Metazoa; Mollusca; Gastropoda; Lepetellida; Haliotidae. The record is from RefSeq and is a predicted model, not a curated record. The coding region runs from base 160 to 1617 and encodes 485 amino acids. The transcript is spliced from 2 exons.
GGCUACACAGUAGAUAUAAACCUGUACCUCACGUCAACCUGUCACUCUCAGGAUACGUCGAACCAUACGGAGGGUUUCAUGUAUAAAUUACUUUAACGGACAAGGAAAUCUCGCAGAUUUUUGUACAGUUCACAAGAUGGCCAAGUUCAACUGCAUGUCAUGGUUGCUGACAUCUAUCUCCCUAAUCAGUUCGAGAAGGAUCUACUUGAUAAUAAGAUGGAUAUGCUUGCUAUGGAGAAACGGAUACUUAACACCAUAGGUGUUACCAAGACGUCCUUGACAGCUGAGUUAAAGGAAAACAUACGGGAUGAAGUGAGAGAAGCCAUGGCCGAGAUUCUACAAGGAGAGUCUCUUCAAGACAUGGUGAAAAGUCAGGUUGUCUCUGAAUUGCGGCAUCUGAAGCAGGGCUAUCAUCAAAUGAAGAGGCAGUUGCACCAUGUCUCAAGAUCGCUCGGUGAUUUCCAGAACGAGACGACCGUAUUUCACGACUCUCUCCUGAAGAAGGCAGUUAUGUCGAAUCGAGAGAAUUCGUAUGAUAUCUGUAUGAGAGAUAAGCAUAAACUGGAAAAAGCACUACAGAGAAGUGACGCUUCCACUGCCAAUCUCAAAUCUCAAAUUACGACAUUGAAGGAGACGUGUCAGUCACAUAUGUCAAAGCUGACAUCAAAUGUCACGGUGUCUCCUUCUACCCCCGCUCCUCUAGAUGUUACACCAGCCUCCAGGACAUCUGUGUCAACAACGACACUCAGACCACAGGAGGAGAAAAGUAGGAUUUUGAUAGCUCCAAUGUGGUCAGAUACGCCACAUCAGUUCCGUCAACUCAACAUUCACAGUAACUCCCUGAGUGUCUAUCAGUACCACACCAUGAAGCAGGUCAAAUGUAUUGCAUAUACAACAAAGACAAGGAAACUUCUCAUAGGGUUAGGCAGCCCUGAUAAGAUAGUGUCAUCUACCCUGGAUACACGUCACGUGACGGUAUUAAGAGAACAUGUACGGACAUAUGGCAUGACAGUGGAUGAAGAUCGGGACAUCGUAUUUAUAGCCACCUUCAGACCACAAUACUCAAUCAGCCGCAUGUCUACACAGGGGAAAGACUUCACUGCCAUCAUUGACUUAUCCAAGUACGGUAGUGUUCCAAGGCAAAUAUCUCUUGACACAAAGAGAAGGAGGAUAUAUGGUUGUAAUGAAGGGAAACUGUUCACUGUGACAUAUGAUGGUCAAGGUCUGACAACAUUAGCCACAGGAAGCGGUAUGUAUGCUGUAACCCUGGAUCAGACAGCAGGUGUGUUGUAUUAUGGUGUACAGAAGAAACUGAUGAAGAUGACUGUGUCCAACAAUGUGAGUACAGAGGUCACUACACUGAACGCCGUCCCCUGGAACCUGGGGCUGUAUAGCGGCACCAUCUACUACAGUAGCCAUGAUUCUCCUAUUGUAGGAGCAGUUGAUGUGACAUAUAACACUGUGGCAUAUACUCUCCAGUCAGUCAGUAUGAAGGGGAACAAGUGUUUACGGUAUGUGUUUGAUUCCCUAAGUGUAUCAAUCGCAUCGUGUUUUCUCUCUAUAUUCCGAUCUCAUCCACCCUGGGAAACUGAUUUUAAGAUUACAUAUGUCCCAUAGAAUGUAGCUUAUGUUGCAAUGUUAGUUUGCUGUAGGUUUCAUCAAUAAAUAUCUUAUGACAGUUUUA